Molecule: messenger RNA, 606 nt
Organism: Drepanopeziza brunnea f. sp. 'multigermtubi' MB_m1
Lineage: Eukaryota; Fungi; Ascomycota; Leotiomycetes; Helotiales; Drepanopezizaceae
Source: RefSeq, a predicted model, not a curated record
AUGGCAGAAUGUGGCAGAAUCAGGUUCAAAAUCAGAUCUGGAGCUGCCACUGGGCUGGAGAGCAGGUGGGCGGGUGGGGGGUGGGACAGGCGGGGCGGAACUUCUAUGGGGCAGGGAUUGGGCCCACUAGGUGACGUCAUAUUUCAACCCAAUGACGAUGAGAGAAACAAGCGGAACGCGUUUUGUGACAAAGAAGACGACAUCGAGAACAUCGACAACAUCGACAACAACAACAACAACGACAACAACGACAACAUCGAUGACGACGACGACGACGGCGACGACGACAACAACUUCUGGUACUGCCAAAACUGGAUAUCGAUAUCGAUACAGGCCCUACGCCGCGUGCAGGUGGGGGCGGUGAAGGUGGUGGAGGCGGUGGAGGCGGUCGUGACAGGGCAGUAUCGUAGUGGAGCUGAUGCUGCUGCUGGUGCCGGUGCUGAUGCUGAUGCUGGAGCUGAUGCUGAUGCUGGAGCUGAUGCUGGAGCUGGAGCCGAUGCUGGAGCUGUUGCUGCUGCUGCUGCUGUUGCUGUUGCUGUUGCUGGAGCUGAUGCUGAUGCUGAUGCAGGAACUGUUGCCGACGCAGGAACUGAUGCCGGACCUUGA